AUUAACCUGAUUUCAAGAUGUCGGAGGAAGAAGAGUCUAUUCUGAACACUAAAAGAUCUCUGAGAAAGAGAUGGGUGAAACACAGCACUCCAGUGGAUUCAAUGCCUUCAGGAUCAAUGUCAUCUCUUACGGAACUGACAAAUCGGUCAAUUGAUGACCAAAAUUCCAGCAAGAGAAUUUAUGAAUCUCCAGUGCCAAAAUCAAAUCUAAGUAGAUCAUUAGCUCAAGUAUCAAUGGCAUGUGUUGAAGCGUAUAUCCCUCAUACGUCCCCAAAAAGGCUUUCAACAGCGUUUGACUCACAAGAAUCAAAGGAAGAGAUAAGCCAAAGCUCCCGGGUCGUGUUUUCUAGGAAGAGGCUUUCCACAGUGUUGGCCUCUGGUGAAUCGGAUGAAGAGCCAAAUGACAAGGUCGUGCCAAGCUCGGAAACUCGGGCUUCCACCAAAGCAUCUGUAAUUCCUGAGAGUGAACCUGCAUGGCUUCUUACUGGAAUACCAGGGAUAAAAGAUCUCCCAAUAGGAAAAAAAAGAAAGAAGAAAGUUGACAAAGCCCUUGUGAGAAAGAAAGAAAGAGAAUGGCUGCUCCGUCAACUUAAAAAUAUCGAGGAGGCAACUGACCAUGAACUGACAAUUGAAGAAGCUUGAUUGAACUGGCAUUGGUGCUAUCACAUCCAGCUGCCGGGAGCAGCUGGUUCCAAUAAAUCAUGCACCUGACUAAAGU
Messenger RNA from Pezoporus flaviventris, 717 nucleotides. RefSeq names its product coiled-coil domain containing 201 (gene SYSRN). The transcript has 2 exons. The coding region runs from base 18 to 641 and encodes 207 amino acids. NCBI's taxonomy places the organism in Eukaryota, Metazoa, Chordata, Aves, Psittaciformes, Psittacidae. The record is from RefSeq and is a predicted model, not a curated record.